Stegodyphus dumicola is the source of this 3396-nucleotide messenger RNA. RefSeq names its product Chromosome transmission fidelity 4 (gene Ctf4). The record is from RefSeq and is a predicted model, not a curated record. Gene Ontology annotation, cellular component: nuclear replication fork. Lineage: Eukaryota; Metazoa; Arthropoda; Arachnida; Araneae; Eresidae. Gene Ontology annotation, molecular function: DNA binding; chromatin binding; protein binding. Gene Ontology annotation, biological process: DNA repair; mitotic cell cycle; DNA-templated DNA replication.
CCCGCGAAAUUAUAUUAAGCUCUUUAAUACUUCUUUAUUCAACUUUGUGGUACGUAUAUCGUAAGAAUAGAAUUUCCCAUUUUUAUCGUCUUUAUUUUUAUAAUGGAAGAUUCUUCAUUGAGAUACGCUCAUAAUGAAGGUCACACUGAUGUUUGCUACGAUGACAGCGGCCAAUAUCUUUUCACCCAUGGCACUGAUGGGGAUGUCAGGAUGUGGGAGGGAUUUGAUGAUGAUGAUCCUGUUUCUCACCAUAUUGGUGAUCAAGUGUCAUCCAUUGCAUUCAAAAAUGGCACACUUUAUGUAGCAUCGGAUGCUUUUUCAGUUUCUUCUUAUGCAUUUCCCAGUAUUACAUUUGAAAGAAUUGUAGCUCAGUUUAAUACAGCUGUGUAUCAUAUUGUUUGUAGCAGUGAUGGAAAAUUAGUUGCUUGUGGAGGAGGGGAUUUUUCAAUAAAAGUAUUUGAUACAGCAGAGAAGACUUUGAUUGCUUUCAGAGGUCAUGAUGGUCCAAUACUGAGCUUGUGCUUUGACCCGGAGCAAAAAUAUUUGUCAUCUUCUAGCUGUGAUGGAACUCUGAAAAUAUGGAAUUUAAGUGAUCAAGAAUGUAUUAAAACUCUUAAUUUAUUUAAGAAAUGUAAUGAUUUUUGCACAGCAACUUCGUUAUGUCGACUUGACUGGAGUCCAAAUGGAGAAUUUCUUGCAGUUCCUGUUGAUAUAAAAGUUUGCUUUUAUACGAGAAAUACAUGGGAGUGUGUGUUUUCUCUUACUGAUCCAUGUUUAGAAAAGCAUUUAUCUCUUGUUACAUACUCCCCAUUUGGAAACUACAUUGCUGCUGGUGCUAUAAAUGGUCAAAUGCUUGUUUGGGAUGUAGAGAAAAAAACUACCGUUUCUAGAAAGAAACUUGAAAACGAAGUUGCUAUAAGUGGUCUGAAGUGGCAUCCAUCUGGAAAAGAUCUUGCAUUUUGUGAUGUUGAGGGACAUCUUGGUCUUUAUGAAGCACCUCUCUCAUCCUCUGAAAAGGAAACAGAAGGACAAGAUUUUAUUGAUUCUGCUGCAGAUGAGAUUAAUUUUGGUGAUGAUGAUGGUGAAGAUGAAAGUGAAUUUGAUAUUGGUGCAAUCAAAGCUACUUUAGAACCAAAAAUAUUUGGUACAGAUAAUAUUGUUGACAAUGAAUCUGUCAAAAGUGAAGUUGUUGAACCAAAAAUAAAAAUUAUAGAAGCUCCUAAAGCACCUGUUCAGACUGCAUUUCAACCAAGUUCAACUCCAGUCAGUUUAGAACGACGUUUCAUGCUUUGGAACUCUGUUGGAAUUGUCCGUUGUUACAAUACAGACGAAGAGAAUUCAAUUGAUGUGGAAUUUCAUGAUAGUAACAUUCACCAUCCUUUGCAUUUAAAUAAUGUAAAAAAUCAUACAAUGGCUGCAUUAUCUAAUGAAGCCUUGUUACUUGCUUCCCCGAAGAUAGAUGAUAACUCUAGCAAAUUAGAAUGCAUGCAUUUUGGAUCGUGGGAUUCAAAUAAAGACUGGACUUUAGAAAUGCCUAAAAAUGAAGAAAUAGAGGCUAUUGCUGUGAGUGAUGAUUGGGCUGCUUGUGUGACAGAUAAAAGGCUAGUACAUUUGUUCACUAUUAGUGGUGUUCAAUGUGAAGUUUUCUCAAUUCCUGGGGCUGUUGUAUGUUGCUCUGCUCGAAACAAACAACUUUCUGUUGUUUACCACAAAGGCUCAGGUGUUGAAGAUAAUCAAUGUUUCAAUUUGUUACUUGUUGAUGUGGAACUUGGUGGAAAUUCUAGAAUUAAAGACUAUUCUGUCCCUCUAACUUCAAAAGCAUUUCUAAGUUGGCUUGGCUAUACAGAUGAAGGUCAUCCAUGCAUAGUUGACACUGCAGGAAUAAUUAGUCUUUUAAAUCCAAGUUGUGGAUCUAAAUGGAUACCUGUUGCAAAUACUGCUCAAAAUUUAAAAGGGAGGUCAGAUACAUACUUUGUAAUUGGACUUUCAGAAAUAAAGCAAGAAAUAAGAUGUAUAUUAUGCAAGGGUUCAAAAUAUCCUGCUCUGUUGCCGAGACCUAUAAUUUCUGUCAUUCCAUUUUCAUUACCAUUCUGUGAAAUAGAUACAGACAGAGGAAAACUUGAAGAAGAAAAUGCAAGGUGCUCUUUAAUGCACAAGAGUAUUCAAAGUUUACUAAAAGAAGGUUUUGAUCUCGAUACUGAAUAUCGAGCUAUUGAAAAACAGUGGAUGGAUGUCCUCCUAAAAAUGUUUGCUUUAGCCACUAGAAUGGAUCGUGACUGCAGAGCUCUGGAUAUUGCACGAUUAAUGCCUAACACUGUUAUAAUUCAAGGGGCAAUUAGAUAUGCCACUCAGCGUCAUAAGAUUACUCUUGCUGAGCGCCUUAGUGAAGUUAUGAAUGAAAAACUUCUUGAAAGUACUAGAAUUGAAGAUGAUGAACUAGAAUUAUCAUCACCAGAAAAGUCUUUUGUAUCUCCAGAACUACCCCAUAUAAAACAUCGUUCUCGCAACUAUAAUGAAGAAGAUGAUGUCAUAUUAAAGCCUAAACCACUUUCUCAUGUUAGAAACGAAUCAUCGAAAUCUGAAAGUUUUGAAGAAAGUAUGGAAUGUGGAAACAUAAAAUCAAGUGAAGUGUCUGAUUUGAUGAAGGAUACUGUUUCUAAAAGCUCUCCAGUGUCCAACCCUUUCAAGAGUAGUAGCAAAGGGAAGGAACUUAGAAAGGAAGAACUUAGUCGUCAAAAUGGCAUUGAUGACAUUUUUCAAAACAGCAUGAAAACCUUGGCAGCUAAAGCAAACUCUCAUACACCAAAGGACGAAAAACCAUCAAAGAAAUCUAGGUUUAGUGACCAUAAGAAAGAAAAGACUCAACAUCAAGAAUCUGUAAAACCAAAAGUUGGUUUCCAGUUGUUCUUAGAUGAAAAUCGAGAAAAAAUAAGAACCUCAGCUGAAUCAGAACUCAGCGAAGCUGAAAUUGUUCGAACCGCCAUGAAGCUUUAUAAGGAGCUUCCUGCUUCUGAUAAGCAAAAAUAUACUUCAGCAGCUAAUAAAGAAUCCACAAAUAAAACUACGAAUGGUGAAGUUCCAGACAUAAACAAUUCUGCAGUUUCAAAAGACCAGACAGAAGUUCUAAAAGAUUCUGAAAAAGUAGUAUCCAAGAAAAGGAAAGAAAACUCUGAUGAUGCAGAAAAUGAUAAAACACAGAAAGUAAAGAAAGUUAAGAAUAAUGAAGAAAAGCUUUCCCAGACAACAGUGAACAAGCUAACACAAUUUGCUUUUACUAGAACUCUGAAGUGAAUAUUCAUUAUUGAAUGUAUGUAUAAGUAAAAUUGAUUUUAAGCGAUUGCUAUAUAUAUUUUGUAUUACAAUUUAUUAUAUUAAAUCCUUUUUUUAAUACUAAAA